GCCAGUCGAAGGGUAUCUUUGUGCAUGAAUUGGCCAGCUGGGCUUUUAAAUCUAAACUGUUUACAACUUGUUAUCCUAACAGUCUGAUGGCAGUCAAGAACAUUUCUGAAUCAAAGUCACAAUGGUUAUAUCUGUUCAUCAGCAUUUUAACAGCCCCAUGUCUGAGCUUUGAACCGGUGUUGAACUGCUCAGAGCCCUCCAAUCUGGCUCUGCUGGAGGCGUUGACACCAGUCAUGAAACUCAGCUCCAUUCGUCCUGUCAUCCGCCAGUCUACGCCCACCAACGUCAGCAUCUGGUUCACUCUCUACGGUAUCCUGGGAGUGGAUGAAAAGGCACAAGUAUUGACAACUUACAUUUGGCUUAACUUUGUGAGUACAAAUAUUUUCUCUUUGUAUACAAUGUGGGAAAAUCUGUUUUUUAGUUGGGAUCCAGUGAAGUGUGGAACUAACAAGAUUGCUUUGCCACGAAAAAUGUUCUGGGUGCCAGAUAUAGUGAUCAACGAAUUUAUGAACGAGAACUCCGCUCCACCUGUUCCGUACAUUUACUUGUUUAACACGGGCAAAGUUCGAGAUGCCCAGCCUGUUCGAGUGGUCAGCUCCUGUAGCCUGAACAUCUACACCUUCCCUUUCGACAUCCAAAACUGCUCUCUUACUUUCAGCUCAUACAUUCACCACGUGGCGGACAUAAAGGUGCGUCUCCAAGUGCCUGUGGAGGAAAUCAUACAUCGUUCCCUGGAGGUGAUGACCACCAUGGGCGAGUGGGAGUUACUGGACAUCAAGGCUCAAAAGGGCCUAUUGCUAGCCUUCAACCACUCCCAGGACCCUAUUGAUGUGCUUGCUUUCUAUAUCGUGGUGAGGCGCAGAGCCACCCUGUACGUGGUGAACCUCCUCAUCCCCAGCAGCUUCCUGAUCACCGUCGACCUCUUCAGCUUCCUGCUCCCCCCCCAGAGUGUCGACCGCUCCUCCUUCAAGAUGACCCUCAUCCUGGGCUACACCGUCUUCCUGCUCAUCAUGAACGACCUGCUGCCCGUCACCGGCAACACCAUCCCGCUCAUAAAUGUGUUCUUCUCUAUCUGCCUGGCUCUGAUGGUGGCCAGCCUCCUGGAGACGGUCAUUAUCACCAACCUCCUGUGCUCCGGUAAAAAAUCACCGGUGCCUCGCUGGGUCCAAGUGGUGGUCCUGAACAUCAUGGGCUGGCUGGUCUGUCUGCCACAGAAGCCCAGCACAGAGGACAUGCUUAUGUCUCACCCAGCUAUGCGAGCAUCCCUGGAGAACCUGUCCAACACUCAGGUGAAGGCUCCAGGAGAGAUGGGUUCAGUCCAAGAGCAGCUGACCCUGGAUGAGCUGAGGAGACUGGGCGGAGACCUGCAGGCCAUCCGCCUCCAGGUGGACCAGCAUCUGAAGGGAGACCAUGGUUCCGAUGAGUGGAUUCAGGUGGGCUAUGUCGUUGACAGGCUGCUCUUUGGCCUCUACAUUGCCUUCAUCUGUGUCAGCUUCAUCACCAUCAUCUGCAUCUGGGUCACAUCCUACAAGAAAUAGAACACUAGCAAUGUAUUACUGCUAUGACUACACUACUGAACUAAUGCUACUAGUGUAUGCUAGAAUUCUGGAAGUAUAGCACUAAUUCAACUAUUUAUAAGUUUUCUACUAAAUGCAUUGACUUUGACUCAUAAGUGUAAUGUGAAUUGGUCAUUGUUUAGUUUGUUUAGUUAUUUCAUUUUUUAAUGCCAUGAUAUUUGUGUGAAUGGCUCAUCAUGCUAAUUAGCCACAACAUUCA
Molecule: messenger RNA, 1776 nt
Organism: Osmerus eperlanus (European smelt)
Lineage: Eukaryota; Metazoa; Chordata; Actinopteri; Osmeriformes; Osmeridae
Product: 5-hydroxytryptamine receptor 3E-like
Exons: 10
Coding region: 87-1538 (483 amino acids)
Biological process (GO): nervous system process; regulation of membrane potential; monoatomic ion transmembrane transport
Cellular component (GO): plasma membrane; synapse; postsynaptic membrane
Molecular function (GO): serotonin-gated monoatomic cation channel activity; acetylcholine-gated monoatomic cation-selective channel activity
Source: RefSeq, a predicted model, not a curated record